Messenger RNA from Hyalella azteca, 5963 nucleotides. RefSeq lists its product as uncharacterized. Bases 255 to 4151 code for a protein of 1298 amino acids. The record is from RefSeq and is a predicted model, not a curated record. Lineage: Eukaryota; Metazoa; Arthropoda; Malacostraca; Amphipoda; Hyalellidae. The transcript is spliced from 3 exons.
CAAGUAUUGCUGUGCCUUACUAUUCUCCUCCAUGAAUAAAGAAAUGUUCACGUGCUGGACGCAAUAAGUAUCCUGCAUACAUGCCAAAACGGUCACUAUAUAUUUACAAUGCCGGCGCUAAAACUAUUAUUAGAAAAUCUUAUUUUCCAGGGAUCUUAAAAUGAAUUUUCUCUAAUACUCUUUGAUCUAAAAGUGUAAUUACUGGAACCUGCGUGAUUUUUAUUUAAUGAUUGAGCUUGCUCAACGCUGAAACAAUGAGCUGGAGGCAUAGAGGCCGAGAAACUUGGGACCGUGGUGGUCCCCAUACAUCAUACCAGAGUUCCUACUAUGGACCAAGAUUUUCUGAUCCUCCUAAUAGCUACGGUGAUUUUCAUGAAGAUCCUGCUUACAUGCUGGCUGCACGGGAAAGACCAUUUGACCACCAUGGCCCUGACUUUGCUUACCAUAUGAGUGAAGGGCAUGGCAGAUCAUUUAGAGAAAGAGAGAUUGGGAGGUUGCCAGAAAGGAGGAAUGACAUUUCCAGAGAAAAUAGUGAAAGUUUUUGCAGAAAGAUCAUUCCUAGAAAAGAAAUCCAAAGUUUGCCUUCGUUGUAUUUGUUUUCAUGGGAUAUUUUCCAUGAAGCAUCAUAUGUGGAUGCAAUAUCUCCUUCGGUUGUGGAGCCUUCAGAUGCUGAUGGUGCCGAGAAUGAACCUACAGUGAGUGAUAAGGUCAAGACCAGCGUCAGCAAAAUCUUUGAAAAGUCGCCACAAGUUAAAAGUGAUGAGCUCAAUAAUUUCCUCAAAUAUUUCAGAAAAAUUAAUGAUAGCAGAGACAAACGGAAAUUAAUGCAUCCUUCAGAAAUUGGGUGCCAUAUUGACUACCAUAACAACCAAGAACUUAUCAAUGACAGCUGUGCAAAAAAAGCUCCUUUAUAUUCUCGUGUGAGCUCCUCACACGUCCAGGAACUUUUGGCGAAUUCUGCAAUUGCCUUGGAAGAAGCACGCGAUGCAAAGUUCUCUUUUGAUGUCCAGGAGAAGAUGAAACAGCACAGGCUCUUGAUAUUAGCUCUGAUUGGGCAGACUUACGUGUCAAGUUCUGUUUAUCGGGUUAAUGGAUCCGCCCUACCCCAACAAUGGGCCUAUAAAAGGAUACAUCUAGUAGGCGACUCUCGCGUGCACAACCUGUACAACUCGGAGGCAUGGGAAGGCGUCCCAAUAAACCGACCCUUCCUCUACUGCAAGGACGAUUUGUCACUCUUCACUCUCACAAGUACCAUCCAAGAACUGAUACCCAAAGUGUCAGUCAAGGGCAAGUCCCUGGUGGUGUGCUCCGUCGGAUUACGGGACAUCGUGCGCACAAUUGACGAGCUAGGAGUCCUCAUAACGCUUGAGAACACCAUCGCCGACAUGAAGAAAAUACGCCAAGAGUUUAAAACUUACUACGGGGAUGAACACGACCUUCUCUUUGCCGAUUUUCUACCUGCUGAUGUUUGCACUCUUCUUGAACUGCACAAGGAUACACUGUCUAUUGAGGAGUCGGAGGAGCUCGUUGAGCUGUGCAACGAAACAACGGUGAAACUUUUAAAGUUUACUUACUUGCUCACGCAGAAUAUGAUCUCCGAAGAUCUCUCCCGUUUGAAGCACUUGCCCUCUUGGGAAAUAUUCUGUAACCCUGUUGAAGCAAAAUUAGAAGACACAUGUAUCAAACUGCCUACUUUGUCUGAAGGAUUUAACCCAGACCUUGAGAAGUUCAAUGGCAUUAGUUCCCGCAUUAGUGACAUUUAUCAAUCUUAUUGUAGAUUGCAGCAACCCCCUGACUUCAACUCGACCAAGCGUUCCAUUUUCUUUGUGUGUAAUCAGAAGUAUCAGGCGAUGGACGAAUUCUGGCCAAAGAAAAUAACUCGCGAGAAACCAAAAUUCAUCUUUCUGGAGCGGGUCACGUCAGUCACAAUCGUUACUUCUCUACGUCGGCACUUCCCGCUGCCAGAAUACAGCAUCCUCGUGGUCUGGUUUGAUGUGUCCGAGUUUCUGCACAGCUACUCCUUGAGCGACUGCUCGUGCGGCUCUGCACUGAAGAUUAGCCUGCCUCGUUUCCUUCCACCCAGUCACAUCUACGAUGAACUUGUACGUGUGCGCAAGGCCUUGGAGCAAAGUUGUGGGUCUCCCAAUGUCGUAUUGACAACUUUGUGUCCCAUAGAUUUUCCCGAACUUUUCAAAACUCAAUUAUCCGCUCAUAAACCUUCGUGCCAACUCAUAGACGUCCCUUCAAAUAACGAACUUGAGAAAAUCAAGCAGUACCAUCUUGCAGUUGUGGACAAAGUCAACUUGUACAUCGUGCAAUCCAACAGAAUGAAGGGCUUACCUGCAUGGGAUUUGUGUAGUUUUCUGUACAAACGUGAGCGGGAUGGCUGCCUAACCUUUAUUCCUCUUGUGUCACCUUCUGAUUUUGGGCCAGCCAAGCCUCAAACUGCUGCCAAAAUCAUGAUGUGCCUGUCUCAAUGUGGCCAGAAAACCAUCCAAGAUCUAAAUUGGCUGGAGUAUUGUAAUGACGCCAUGAAUGUUGGAAAGACAGGAAAGAGAGCUCGGAGCCACACUAGACGCCAUUCAUGGUCAAGAUCACCUCCUCCUCGUGAUCGAUCUGAAUACUAUUCUGCCCCUCGUCGUUCAAGGUCUCCAGGACGUGCUCCCCUCCUACCACCUCCUGGCACUCCGUUCUUCGAUCCCCUACCGGAUCACCGUCCUACGUACCCUGAUAAUUCAGCCAGGUUGACAGUUCCCUUUCAUUCAUACCCCUCACCGUACACCAGAGAACCUAGUUAUUAUCCCGAAGAUCCUGUGCAUCCAAGGUCUGUGUAUCAUCGAUUAGAUGCUGAUGGACGAUAUCCCGACAAUAGCAUUCCGACUAGUACCAGACAUUCCGAGUUCGAGUAUCAUGAACGUCGAGGUUAUCGUCCCUCGCCUCCCCGUUAUCCAGCCCCUAACACAGACUUUGCUAUGCCCGCUCCCUCGCCGCCUCCUGCUCCACCUCCUCUCUCAUUAAUGUCUCGUUAUUAUAAGAAUGCCCCGUCGUAUGACGGUAGCGACGACAUUUUUUCCUCUACUGCUGUUCCUGCCGCAGCGAACUUGCCUGAAAUCCCUCACAUUGAUGCCCCUGACGUGUUAGACCCCGAGCGAAAACGCGUGUGCUUUGGACUGAAAGCAAAAGAAGAAUCACGAGAAAGUGGGGAGCAAACUCAGCCUGCUGCUGCUACUUCUGCCACGUCAUCUGGUGGUAGCUUACCGGACGAAAGCGCCCUGAAGAGCCUCAUCGCAUCCCUGCGAGCCGCUCACGAAGUCGAGGUGGAGAAGCUACGCGUUAACCCUAAAGCGCACAGCAAGUACGAGCAGCAGCGCCAGGAGUUUAUGCGUCAGGCCCUACAGUCGCCCACCGAGGACAACAAACCAAUGGACGCUGCGUCCGUCGAGCGCGUGUGGCUCGUCUUUUGGAAAAUGCAGCUCGAGAAAAGCUUCGCCAAGACAUGGGAAAAGCGAGUAACACAUCUGACCACCAUGCUCGGGGGUGGCAAACCUCUUCCUGCUAAGUCGAUGGAAGUCAUCCAGAAGCUCACCAAAAUCGAUUUUCCUCCCGAAUCGAUGAGUUACAACGAACAACAGUUUACUGCAUCUGAAUCUAAUUUGCUUAACAAGUUUAGAAAGCAGAAGCUUUCAGCUGGCUCUUUUGCUCCAUUACCAGAAAUAAAGAAAGCCCCUGGGGUGUUGUUAGGGGAGAAAAUGCUGACUCAGGUCCAGAGAGGCUGGAGGAACAUCGGCUGUAAGAGCAGCCAGAGCAUGGUUGACAACGCCCUCACCAAGCUCGACGAUUUCAUUGGUAAAACGGGCAUCUCUCGCGAAGAUCGCGAACAAUACAUCGACUUGCGCAAUAAACUUCGGUCCUUUAAGGCAUUUCUGAGAACUAAAGAAGCGAACCCCUUUGAUUUAGACUUGAAGUCUCUAAGUGAAAUCGCAGCCAACUUCAACCGAGCCGAGAUGCGGGAGUACGUGGAGGGAGUUCUGCAGACGAAAGGGGUACAAAAUCCUGCUCAUGAAGAUGUGAUCGUCACGUGCGAGGCUCUCAUUGCACUUCAACAUCGCCCCAGGACAGCCUUUGUACGAGGACCAAUUCUUAAUCCCUAGAAGAGCUGCUAUUUUUUCUUUCAGUUCAGUAUUUUUUUUUUUUUUUGUAAAUGCGAUUUUCACUUCGAGUGUGUGAGUAAAGAAGUAUUGAAAAAUUUCACCCUAGAAUGCUUGUUUUCGGCCUAGGCUUGUUUCAAAAACUUCCUCGAUUUUCCUGCUUUCAAUUCAACUACUACUGUGUUAUGUAUUUCAAGGCCUCAAUAGUUUAUUCUGUUUUUGACUAAUUAUCUUAUUUGCAGAGAUAAUGUUCUUCACUGAAUCAUACCGGUAUUGCUGUACAGGUAUUAUAUUCUUUCGAGCGAACAUUUGAUUUUUCUCUUUGGCAUUGAACUAUGUGGCAAAACACAAUGCAUUGAACCUGUACACUAACGAGUUAGACUAAAUUUUGUAAUUCGUUCGACUUGAACCAAGAGACGCACGUCACGCUUCAAAUCACUUAACAGUGCAUUGUCUUUUUUCGUUCGAUAUUAAAUUCUAUCUCUUCUAAAACUUAUUCAUUGGACAGCUGGCGUAUCGCUAUUUUAUUUUCCUCAUACUAUUCAUUUGCUUGCAUCAUAGGUUUGGGUGGACUAGUCCGUUUGCUUUUGGCACGAGACGUACUGUUUUAGUAGGAAAUUUUGGACUAAACUGUACCUGCUAAACUUGCCGUUACUUGUUGCCUUUUGAUCCCUGUAUACAAUUUUUUGAACGUGACUAAUGAUAUAAUUAUUAUCAUUCUUAGUUUUUCAUCUCAACUCCUUUCAACUGAAAAAAUUUCAGUUGAAAAUUUUUUUUAGGAGAAAAUUUCAACUCCUUUCAAUGCAAUUUUCUCCUUUCUUGGAAUUCUGUUUCCCAGUGUAAUUUAUCAAUGCAUGUAAAUACUGAUACUAUAAAAGUUUCUCCUGUUGAUGUAAAUUCUUUGUUCUCUUGCUGAAAGCUCAGGUUAAAAAGACGAUAUUUAGUUCAAGAAUCCGAGUAAUAACUAUGAAUUUUUGCGCUGGUGCUUCCAAAAUAUUAACAUUCGUCUAAAAGCUGCCUCGCCCAACAAUAAGAUUUGAAUUUCGGUAAAUAAAAGCAAAUAUUUAUGAUAAACAGGAUCUUAAAAGUGUGUUUAUUGUGGCCGAUAUUGUCAUUGUUACUUUUAUCUUUUAUGAAUUGUAUGUAAAUGUAAUCGGGCUUUGUGAUAUCGUCUACUCAGGCUCUUUACUGUGUCGGCAUAUUGAUCGCCAUUACAGUUCGAAUAUUGUGUAGCUAAUAACUCGCAAUGACGAAUACAUAAACGUUUAAUAUCCCACAGUUCAACCUUGGUGCACUUUCUUCAAAUUUGAUUCUUAAAACUAUCUUGUUGGUUAUACCUAGACAGCGGUUUGAUAGGGCAAGAAUUAUAAGCUCGAUUUUCAACCAAUUAUAAAUUUGUUACAGAUUUUUCAACCAGUUUGUGGGCUCUUGAUUCAUUUGUGUAUUUAAGGAUUGUUCGUCGCUCUAUUGUAAUUUUUUUUUGUGCCAGUUCUUUUAGCUUGGGAAGGUACCAAUACAGCUUCAUCAAAUAACAAUGAAAUCUGUGUGUAUGAAUAGUAUAAAAAGACAUUAUAAUUACUUGUGUAUCAUCUACAAAUUUUCCUAUUUCGCGCAUGGAAAAUCUUAAAACUGUUAUGCAUAAGCAUCUCUUGUUUAGUGGCAAAUUGUGACUGCCUACAAACUGCUGCUUUGAUCUCGAUGUAAUUAUUAUCGCGCAUACGAAUCCUCAAGUUAUGUUGCGAGAGUUCCACUGUAUAGCAUACAUAGUAUUUGUUAUACCUUGCUAAAUAACUGAACAUACAUGAGCGUGUUAUU